Molecule: messenger RNA, 1473 nt
Organism: Chroicocephalus ridibundus (black-headed gull)
Lineage: Eukaryota; Metazoa; Chordata; Aves; Charadriiformes; Laridae
Gene: WDR88
Product: WD repeat domain 88
Exons: 13
Coding region: 1-1473 (490 amino acids)
Molecular function (GO): protein binding
Source: RefSeq, a predicted model, not a curated record
AUGGCGGCUCCGGGCUCCGCGGCCGCCGCCGGAGCCGUCCCUGGCCCAGGGGCGCUGGGACGACCGCGAUCCGACGGCGCAGGGACGGGAACUGUUCUCGGACAAGUGGAACUUAGAAUUUUUAUUCAGCUCCGGUUAUUGCUCUCAUACUCCCCCUCAUGGACUAAGCCGCCAAAAAUAAUUUCAAGGGAAAAUAUUCCUAAACUUUGCUCUGUUCCUUCGCAGAUCCAUUUUGAAAUUCUGAGAGGACACAGUGAUACUGUGAGCUCCUGCCAUUUUUGCUUUGAAGACACAAAAAUACUUUCGUGCUCUUAUGACAGAACAGUGAAGCUCUGGGAUGUUGAUAGAGGUUUUCCUAUUCAAGUUUUUGAAGAAGAACACACCGCCCCAAUUUCUGAGUGCAACUUGACUCCUGAUGACAGAAGAGUGGUAACAUCAUCAUAUGAUAACACUGUCAAGGCUUGGGAUAUGGAAACAGGAAAAAUGCUUUGGACAGUAGAACAUGAAGGCAUUGUAACUUCAUGUAAUAUUUCUUGUGAUGGUAGAUAUGUGAUAUCUGGUUCAGAGAAAGAAAAUACCAUAUAUGUUUUUGAUGCAGAAAGUGCAACAGUAGUGUCACGUAUCCAAGGUCAUCACAAAAGUACAAUCACAAGAUGUUGUUUUCACCCUGAUAACCAAAGAGUGACUUCAGUAUCGUACGAUAAGACCAUAAAGCUAUGGGAUAUGACAACACGAUCCACCUCGAUUACAAUUAAUGAGGGACACAGCAACGCUAUCUCAGAUUGCUGCUUUACCUCUGAUGGUCAUUACUUGUGCACAGCAUCCUGGGACAGAAGCUUAAAAAUAUGGGACAUAAAGACAGGAGAAUUUCAGUGUCAUGAACCCGUUUCCUUGAGCCAAGGACACGAGGGUUCUGUUAGUUCCUGCCUUUUUAGCCAAGAUGCAUCACUUGUUGUGUCUGGCGGAUAUGACAAAACUAUAGCUAUAUGGGAUACAGAAGCAGGCUGUAAAAAGCUAAGCUUAAAGGGUCAUUGGGACUGGGUGACAGAUGUUGCGAUUAGCAAAAACAAGAAAUGGAUUCUUUCAGCCUCAAAGGAUUCUACUUUGAGAUUGUGGAAUAUUGAAAAGAUGGAUCAUAUUUCUUCAGUGACAGAAAGCAGAAAAGCAAGAGGCUCAAAAAUUGCUCAGUGUGAAGAAUGUGAAAAACCAUUCUUAUGCCUGCAGCGUAGUGACUCUGAAGUGAUAUCCAGGAACUUAAAAGCGGGGAAAAUAGUUGGAACUGGGCAUGUGACAGCCUGGAAUGCAGUCAAGCUGUGGAAUACAAAGAAAUCUAAGAAUGGCAUGAUGGCCAGGAUGGCACCAGAGUGGGCUGGCCACUGUGUACUUCAGCAUGGGCACUCUAAAAAAGCCUCAAAACAUUUGAGGAAGGAGGACAAAAACAGAAUCUGGGUUGGUUCAGGAGCACAGACAUGA